UAAAGUUAGAGCUAUGUAGAUCUUCAUCUGUUCUAUUUAGGUUUAUGGUUUUGAAAUUUACAAUUUUUGAGGGGAAAUAAAUGUAUUAAUUAUCGCAAACACAAAAUAAAAGACUACGGCUUCUGAGAUAUAUAAUCUUAGUUUAGUACAAUAGUAGGCCCUUUAACUUAACUUAAGUAAGUGGUAGUGAGACGUUACAGUACAGUAGCAUAUGAUUAGAAUUAGAAAUCCCAACCAGGAUGGUAAAAAAGAAUAGAAUACUAUAGCCUGGUUUUUCAGAAGUCUCCAUACGCUAACAGGGAUUGUAAUUUAUUUUGUUUAGGUUAAUGUUCGUAUAAGCAAAAUAGUCAUUCUUUAAAAUUGAAAAAAUGACUACUAAAGGUUCAGUACUAGUAGGUCUGGCAUUCGUAUUCGUUGGUUUAAUUCUCGUUCUUUCUGAUAGAUGGCCUGAGAAUGUUAAUGUUAUCGGCACCAAAACGAGAAAAGCUCAUAAAUUUGAUCAUCUUUUUCUUUUGUGGUUCAUCAAGCAAUUCUUACAACUUCUCCUGUUACCUCUGUGGUUUAUGAUUGAGAAAAACAUUCUUGGUUUUGGUGUCUUUAAACAUGGAGGACUGCCACAAAGAGUUCGUCGAGAUGUUCAGAUGAGAAAUGUCAAUGCCUUUCAAGAUGAAAACAAUGACAAUGCCCCAAACCAAGGAGAGGGAGAGAAUCAGGCUGCUGAGGAUGAACAGAAUCAGAAUGAUCAAGCACUCCUUCUUCAUAGGAAUCCACCAAGACAGCUUCGUUCUCCUUCAAAGCUUAUCUACUUCCCAGCUGCAUUUUUUGCACAGGCCAGUGUCCUGUUGCUGUAUUUUGGUUUAAAACUAACUUACGGAUCUAGUUUCAUCAUGCUAAAAGGGACUGUGGCUUUUUUUACUGCUCUGCUGGCCAUGGCAUUUUUGGCACAACAAUUAGCAUGCUAUGUAUGGUUUGGUGUUGUUGUCACCACUCUGGGAUUUGCAGUGUCUGGGAUUUCUGAUUACAUACAUGUGCCUAAUGGAGGGUAUGAAAAGUACGGGAUUGCGGCAGGUGAUCUUUUGAUUGUAAUGUCUCAGAUUAUGUUUGCCACAAAAAUCAUUUAUGAAGAAAAGUUCAUCAGGAAACAUUCCAUUCAUCCCAUGCUGUUCUUGGGCGCUGAAGCUACCUAUGGAUUUGUUUUCGCUGGCCUAUUUCUCAUUCUCUUCAACCUGUUGGACUUGGUCCAGUACAGCUAUUUACCCAACGGCAGAAUGGAGGACAUUGUGGAUGCAUGGAACCAGCUUCGUAACUCCUGGCAAUGUUCUUUAGCUUUCUCUGGUUCCAUUGUAUUCUACAUCCUGUAUACUUACCUUGGAAUGUUCUUGAUUCGGGACCAUGGAGCUCUGCCAAGAAUUAUGAUCGAAUCAAUUAUCUGGGCAUUGUACUGGGCAGUUUGUUUGGCCUUGGACUGGGAAACCUUUUUCAUUGCUCAGGUGCCGGGUCUUUGUAUUGUACCAAUUGGUGUCCUCAUCUAUUCCCACAUCCUGGUGAUACCAUUUGUCUCCUGUGGACAACGAGGAGAAAUGAGAGCACAAGACUUCAUUAGGCAAGAGAUAGAGGAGAACCAAGGUGAACCUGAGCAGGACAGAGACGGCAAUGGUCAUGCUGGUUACCAGGAACAAGAAGGGGCUGGAGAAAAUCACCCUGUGGCUGAAGAGGAUGUUCGUCUGCUUGAUCAUCAAGUUGAGAUCCAUGCAGCCAACGGAGAUGACCUUAUGAUUGAAGGAUGAUUGACCAAAAUGAAUGAAUGGUGAUUGUUUUUGUUUAAGAACAUAUAUAUAUACCUGUAUAUAUGCGUUGUUUUGACUUAUAGUGGGUGAAAAGGCUUCUGUCUAGUUAUAAAGAAGUCUAUCACUGUAUCUGUUGAAUAAGUUUUUGAAGUCAUAUAGUCUCAUUAAGAGUGUGCCAUGUAAACAAUAAGCAUACAUGUAGUGUACCAAGUUUUACUGCCAAUGUUAAAAUAAACCUUUGAUAAAAAAAAAACAAUGUUGAAUAGAAAGGUAGUUUUCAUCACAGGACUUUUAUAGUUGUAUAUUUAUCGAAUGGUCUCAAGCAGCUGUUGUCUCGGUUGUUUGUUUGUUGUUUUGUUUUAUUUUAUUACCAAGGCUAAAUUGUUUGUUUUUUUUUUUGCAACUUGUUCACUUGUUUUAUAAACUAAAAAUGAUAAAUGUAAAAUGUCCUGCGCCAUUUGUCUCCAAGUUGUUUCCAUUCAUGGUGUCCCUGUCAUGUUUUGAUUUCAUUCAGAGAUUUAUUUUAUACUGGCAGGUGCAAUCAGAAAUGAAAAUUUUUACAAAAAGAAGUAAUAUGCAGACAAAACAUUUUUACAAACAUUCCUUUGGGGGGGAGGGGGGUCCUAAAUAAUUGCAAUUGGCCCUUACAUUUCCCUCCCCCUGCAGAAAAAACAGAAAAAAAAACAUAUUAAUCUUUCUUUAAUGCUUUUUAUAAUAGAGGAAACAUAGUGAUGGAUGUUGACAGGAUUUACAAGUUGCUUAACUCGUUCUCUCCGUAACUACUUACCAUAUUCUGGUGGAAUCAACGUUGGUAUUGUCAGUUAGGAGAGAAAGAGUUAACACAUUUUGACUCAUUUUAUUUUCAUUUACUGAUGCACAGUCCAAAAAUAUCUGGCUUCAAGAUUUUAAAAGCUUAAAGUAUUGUCUUUGACGUUUAAAAGCCCUUCAGCCUAAUGAGUGCCCUGAGAAAUUUCUGUUCCCUCUUCCAGUCUACUACAGAUUUACCAAACAGUGCGAGUGGGUCACACCACAGUGAUAGUCAUCAAUGAAAUUGUUUAUCUAUGUUGGCAAUGGCUUCUUUAUUGUAACAUAGUCACAAGUACGCCUUAAUGUAUUUUUACUCAAUUUUUCUCAUUUUUGGAAUUAACAUUCUGACACUUUUACCUACAUGUAAGUUGUUUCAAUGAUUUUAUUUGUUAAUCUGUAGGGGGAAAAAAAAUAUAUUAUAUUUAAUCUUAUGCUACAGAAAUAAAAUUCUGAGAGAUAUUGUAGAUUAGACGAUGUCAAGUUCUGUGCCCAUUUUAUUCAAGGUUUUAAUUUGACAUAAAAGUUCUGUACAUCAACACAAGGAAUUGCUGAUUCAAUUCAUGUAAAAGCACAGCAUCAAUAUAUUUGGCUGGAUUUUUUAUAUGUACAUAUAAUGAUAAUAUAUCUAUAUAUGAUAUAUUUAUAUGUAUAGGGGUAUAAAGUAAAAGUACUUUUUAUUCCUAUAUUGAAUAAUAUUUUUAAUGAAAAUACUUGUGUAUUCUUAUAAAUUAAAAUAAAGAAUAUUCUAGUUUUUGUCAAUCUAGUUUAAAAUAACUUGAAAGCAAUUAGCUUUUGUUGGAUUGAAUUAUUUUUUUUAAGCUUGUACAUUUGUCUUUGUUUCUGCCAUCUAUUCAUCAGGAGACCAUGAACUGAUGUCUUAGAAGCUCCACAUUUUCAAUGGUAUAUUGAUGAAAAUAGGAAUUCAAAGUUGUCAUUGUUAAUAAUACAGAUCUGAAGAGAUUUUUGAAAGGGGAUUAUCAAAUACUUUGGCUGUUUAGUCUACAAUAGUCUCUUGGCACUGGCAAUGCCAUUAUACAUAUCAUAGUAUGAUUCACUCCUAAAAUCAGGUUAUCUGACAUAAGUUUGGAGAAUCGGGUCAACGUAAUUCAAAAGACAAAAAAAAAGGAAAAUUUUCCUUCAGAUGUCUUAUGGGGGACUUUAAAUAAAGCAAUAACAGAACACUUUUAUUAAGAUAGCAGGGCGUGGCCAAGUGGUUAAGCGCUUCCAAACCUGUGUCCUGGGUUCGAAUCUCUGUGAAGACUGGGAUUUUGAACUUCUGGAUUUUUAGGGGCCCCUGAGUGUACCCAAAUCUAAUGGGUGCCUGACUUAGUUGUGGGAAAGUAAAGGUAGUUGGUCACUUGACACCCUGCUGAUUAACCAUUGGCCUUAGAAAAAGAUGACUUUUAACAUCAUUUGCUCUAUAAACCGCAAGGUCUGGAAGGGGAAGUUUUACAAAUAUAGUUUUACAAUAGUAAGAAAUUCCUUAUGAACUUCAAUAUGUCUUAUUUAGUUCUUGUCUAUACAAGUUUAAUCAAACAAACUUAAUUCAAGCAUUCUGAUUUAUCAGCAAAGAAACAGCUCAGUAACUGUCAUCUUUUCCAGCUAGUUUCCUUUAAUAAUCUCUUUGAUUGUCAAUUAUCUAAUGCCUGAAAAUCUCAUAAAAUGUUUCCUAGCAAACUAAUAUUUGCAUAUAGAUAUAAAGUCUCCUGGUAUUUCCUAGCACUUAACAUAUGCCAGUCCCACAAAACCGAUAUGAAGAAAACAGAGAAUUUAUGGGUUUUAUUUGUAGAUUACUAGUCUAUGCUAAUAUCUUAUUAAAUUUCAAUCUAUAUGUUUUUGUUACAUAAUGUUUUAAACUUUGUGAUAAUGUAACAAAUCUUUUUUUGGUCAUUUUGUCCUCUCUAGCCACUUUGUGUAAAAUUAGACACCUUUCAUUUUUACCAAAUGGAUGGAUUUUUAAUCAAGUUAAUGGAAACCAAUAUUUCCACAGCUUAGGAACUGUUCCUGUUUUUUUUUCAACAAACAUUUUAAUAAACUUUGUUGCAGGAUAUUCAAGUACGUUUAAUGGCAAUUAAAAAAACUCCACUAUUCUAGCUCUAUUCACAGUUGUUAACUUCCUAGAAUGCAGCCAACAAAAUCAAUUAGUCUGAGCCCCCGUAGGUCAUGGACCAGUUGUUUUCAGAUUUAAAAAAUUUCUUUGCUAAUGAAAAACUCUCAAAUUGUCUUCUCCACUUUUCUAAAAGAAUUUUAUCUGGUCCCUGUAUUUUUUAAGUUUUAACUGUCAACAUAUUUGUCUGUGUAUAAUAUGAAAAAAAUAUAUAUACAAAAACUUUUUACUAUAUUUGUUUUAUGCAAAUGAGGCUUAUAACCUUUCAUGUGAAUAAUGUUUUUGGCUUGAUUUUAUUGCAUUUGUAUCUGUUGGCCUUCUUCUUCAUUUGUCAUUUUUAUUCAAACAUUCCAAAAUAAUUGAGGGGGGGGGGGUUGGGGGAAGCGGUGUAAGGAGUGGGUUAUUUUUUUUUUAAAUUCAAAGUAUAUGCUUGUUUUCAAUCUUUUUGAACAAAAUAUUUGUUAACAAAAUGAUGUCAAUAAAAAUGUCAUUUUCUAUUAAACAAAA
Molecule: messenger RNA, 5208 nt
Organism: Biomphalaria glabrata
Lineage: Eukaryota; Metazoa; Mollusca; Gastropoda; Planorbidae
Product: solute carrier family 35 member F6-like
Exons: 9
Coding region: 369-1787 (472 amino acids)
Cellular component (GO): membrane; intracellular membrane-bounded organelle
Source: RefSeq, a predicted model, not a curated record